UUUUGUUUUUCAAUUAUUACUUCCCACUUCCAAGCUCUCUGCUUCUGCUUCCCUUUCCUCUGCAGCAGAAGCAGAAAGCAAAAUCCCCAAAAACACAUCUCAUUUUGUUUUUUCCAUCUCUUCAAAUUUGGGCUUCGUUUUUGUUAAUCAAAAUCCACCCAAUAUUCUGUUUUCUCUUUUGUAUUUUUUUUUUUCUGUUUUUUUCUGUUUUUGUUUUUUUAGGGGGAGAGAGAGAAUUUGUUUGUAAACCCAAACAAACAGAUCUCGAGAGAAUGGAGAAGAUUUCAUCGGAGACUCUUCUCCCAGAGGUAGCAUUACAAGGAACGAGCGACGACAUAUCGUUCCAAGUAAUUUCAUUGGUUUGGAAUGCAAUAAAAGCUCCAGUUGUCGUUCCUCUGCUCCGGGUGUCGGUUUUCAUUUGCCUUACAAUGUCGUUAAUGCUGCUAGUGGAAAGGGUUUAUAUGGGAAUUGUCAUUGGUUUGGUAAAGCUCUUCAGAAGAAAACCAGAGAAACGUUACAAAUGGGAGCCCAUGGAAGACGAUAUCGAGCUUGGCAACUCUGUUUAUCCCAUGGUUUUAAUUCAAAUCCCAAUGUACAACGAAAAAGAGGUGUAUCAGCUUUCAAUUGGGGCUGCUUGUGAUCUCUCAUGGCCAUCAGAUCGAAUCAUUAUUCAAGUUCUUGACGAUUCCACAGACCCAGUAGUCAAGGAAUUAGUGGAAAUGGAAUGCCAAAGAUGGGCAAUGAAAGGAGUAAACAUAAAGUACGAAAUAAGAGACAACAGAAAUGGAUACAAAGCUGGGGCUCUCAAAGAAGGCUUGAAAAGAAGCUAUGUGAAGCUAUGCGAUUACGUUGUAAUCUUCGAUGCGGAUUUUCAACCUGAACCGGAUUUCCUUUGUCGAACCGUUCCUUUCCUCAUUCAUAACCCAAAAAUUGCUCUUGUCCAAGCUCGUUGGAAAUUUGUAAAUGCAGAUGAAUGCUUGAUGACAAGGAUGCAAGAGAUGUCAUUGGACUAUCAUUUCACUGUGGAGCAAGAAGUGGGCUCCUCCACUUACGCCUUCUUUGGUUUCAAUGGAACGGCAGGUGUUUGGAGAAUUGCGGCACUGAAUGAGGCUGGUGGAUGGAAAGACCGCACCACUGUGGAAGACAUGGACUUGGCCGUGCGUGCCAGCCUCAAAGGCUGGAAAUUCUUGUAUCUGGGAGACAUUAAGGUGAAAAACGAACUCCCCAGCACAUUGAAAGCCUUCCGUUACCAACAACACAGAUGGUCAUGCGGGCCCGCCAAUUUAUUCAGAAAGAUGGUCGUGGAGAUUAUCACAAACAAUAGAGUAACAGCGUGGAAGAAGGUGCACGUGAUAUAUAGUUUCUUCUUCGUGAGAAAAGUUGUAGCCCACAUAAACACUUUCAUAUUUUACUGUCUUGUAUUACCGGCUACCGUGUUGGUACAGGAAGUUGAGGUUCCAAAGUGGGGAUAUGUUUAUAUUCCUGCUAUUAUUACCCUUCUCAAUUCUGUUAGCACUCCAAGGUCAUUCCAUUUAUUGGUGUAUUGGAUUCUAUUUGAGAACGUGAUGGCGAUGCACAGAACCAAAGGCACUAUCAUUGGAUUAUUGGAGGCGAGUAGAGUAAAUGAAUGGAUUGUAACUGAGAAAUUAGGCGACGCCUCCAAGGCUAAACCUGAUGUAAGAACCCCUACUAAACCUCGCUUAAAGAUCGGAGAAAGGGUUCUGAUGUGGGAGCUUGGAGUGGCAGCUUAUUUGUUCAUAUGUGGCGUUUAUGACAUUUUCUUUGGCAAAAACCAAUUCUUCAUUUUCCUCUUCCUUCAAGCCAUAACCUUUUGCAUCGUCGGAUUUGGAUAUGUUGGCACCUAUCUUCCUUCUUCUUGAUCGGAAUCCGUCACCGUCGCCGCCACCACCGCCCACUCAACUUCUUCUCUCAAUACCCACAAUUUUCUUUUCCCUUAUUUUGCAUGCUCCCAUGCUUCUCUUUAUAUUAUUCGUCUAAUUCUUCAUUAGAUUUAUAUGUGUAUCUUUUUUUUUUUUUCUCUAGCUAAAUUCGUUGCUCUGCAUUAUAGAUUAGUUUGUAAAAAGAGAAAAAUAAAAGGGCAUAAAAAAUAUGGCCUUCUUUUUCUUUC
Messenger RNA from Benincasa hispida (wax gourd), 2128 nucleotides. RefSeq names its product glucomannan 4-beta-mannosyltransferase 9-like. Gene Ontology annotation, cellular component: Golgi apparatus. Lineage: Eukaryota; Viridiplantae; Streptophyta; Magnoliopsida; Cucurbitales; Cucurbitaceae. Gene Ontology annotation, molecular function: mannan synthase activity. The record is from RefSeq and is a predicted model, not a curated record.